Molecule: messenger RNA, 1690 nt
Organism: Mytilus trossulus (common blue mussel)
Lineage: Eukaryota; Metazoa; Mollusca; Bivalvia; Mytilida; Mytilidae
Exons: 12
Coding region: 74-1651 (525 amino acids)
Source: RefSeq, a predicted model, not a curated record
AGGUCAAAGUGUCACAACUUAGUUCGCUUCCUUUACAUGAAACUUGGGCCUUAUCUGGUGACUGCAUAAUAUUAUGGCCAAUCUGCACAUUUUUAUUUGGCUGCUGAUAUGUGUACAGUAUACAGAAGGUGCUGUAGAAUGCAUGUCAUGUGACCGUGUAGCUGAACCUCAUGAUUGUGAAAACGUGGUUACAUGUGCGGAACAUGAGCAAUGUGUCACAGAUUUCUACAUUACUCCACAAGGUCACGUGUUCUAUGAUCUUAAAUGUGCAUCAAAUAGGGUGUGUGAUGCUUUAAAUAAGUUUGGGAAGAGAGAAGUUAAACGUCAAGAUGACAAUUUAUACAUCUGCCAGCAAUGCUGUAACUCAAACCGUUGUAACCAAUAUGGAUGUGGGGACCAGAAUAAGUUGAAUCGGACACUUUGCUACAGUUGUAAUGACGUAGAGCAUCCAAGUAAAUGUGACACAGUUUCUGUUUGCGACAUAGAUAAGGAAUGCUAUACCAAAGAAUUCGUCAAUGAUAUGUUUAACACACGUUACGAGAUGGGAUGCGAGCACAAGGAGAUGUGUAAAAAGAUGAUGGGUAAAGAAUCACUCCUAGCUGGUCAUCCAAAGGCUAAGAAACAAAUAAUAGGAGGGAUUGAUAACUUUGAUAUCUGUUAUUACUGUUGUGAUAACGAUUUCUGCAACAAGAAAGAAUGUGAGAAAGGACAUCCCAGUACUCAACAUAAUAUACAGACAAGUACUAUACCAACUACUGUGACAACGAAAAAAGCGACACAACCACCGCCGACAACUACAAAAGCGACACACCCACCGCUGACAACUCCAAAAGCGACACACCCACCGCCGACAACUCCAAAAGCGACACACCCACCGCUGACAACUCCAAAAGCGACACACCCACCGCCGACAACUCCAAAAGCGACACACCCACCGCCGACAACUCCAAAAGCGACACACCCACCGCCGACAACUCCAAAAGCGACACACCCACCGCCGACAACUCCAAAAGCGACACACCCACCGCCGACAACUAAAAAAGCGACACACCCACCGCCGACAACUAAAAAAGCAACACACCCACCACCGACAACUAAAAAAGCAACACACCCACCACCGACAACUACAAAAGCGACACACCCACCGCCGACAACUACGAAAGCGACACACCCACCACCAACGACUACCAAAAGGACUCCUCCACCGACGACAACAACGACUACCAAAAUAACUCAUCCACCGACGACUGCAACGACUACCAAAAGAACUUAUCCACCGACGACAACUACUAGAAGAACUACAACGCCAACACCAACUAAACCCCCAGCGCUUAAUUGUUAUUAUUGUGAAUACAGCAGCCAUGAAAAGGAAUGUAAUCAUACUACAAAGUGUAAUCCGGGUGCAGAUCAAUGUUAUUUGAGUAGAGUAGAUGGCGGAUCUGAUAACGACAAUCUCUGUUUCUACAAGAUGGGUUGUAUGGCAAGAACCGACUGCAACCACUACAAUUCGACCCUCCAUAAGACUGGGACAGCUGUGAUGGAAAUGGAUACGAUAGAAUUUUUUGAGUGUUGUGACCAUUCAAAUUGUAAUAACCAUAUUAUACGUAAACAUCCACAACGAUGCAAUCCAUUAACUACUAUAAAACCAUAAACAAUGUCUAGACAUGUUUGAAAUUAGAAUGUAAUAAAA